This is a messenger RNA of Malurus melanocephalus (red-backed fairy wren), 2966 nucleotides long. It is a transcript of the gene CHD1L, whose product is annotated as chromodomain helicase DNA binding protein 1 like. The record is from RefSeq and is a predicted model, not a curated record. Gene Ontology annotation, molecular function: ATP-dependent chromatin remodeler activity; ATP binding; DNA helicase activity. The transcript is spliced from 23 exons. Gene Ontology annotation, biological process: DNA repair; chromatin remodeling. Gene Ontology annotation, cellular component: nucleus. Lineage: Eukaryota; Metazoa; Chordata; Aves; Passeriformes; Maluridae. Bases 39 to 2705 code for a protein of 888 amino acids.
GGGAACGGCGCGGCGGUGAGGCUGACUGACAUCCCGCCAUGUCCCGCUUCUUCCAGGCUCUCCGUCGCUCCGGCAGCGCCCGGGCCGGCGGUGCCGGUGUGCAGGAGGCGGACGUGCAGCGGUGGGGGCUGACAGGCAUAAAGCUUCGUCCCUAUCAAUUAGAAGGUGUAAACUGGCUGGUGCAAUGUUAUGAAGUUCAGCAUGGCUGUAUCCUGAGUGAUGAGAUGGGUCUCGGGAAGACUUGUCAGACCAUUUCUCUACUUCUUUAUUUGACACAAAAAUUAUCCAACAAAGAGAGAUUUCUGAUACUUUGUCCUCUGUCAGUUCUGAGCAAUUGGAAGGAGGAACUGGAGAGGUUUGCUCCAGGUCUUUCUUUCAUMACAUACAUAGGCAGCAAGGAAGAGCGACCCAAACUGCAGGAGAACCUGAAAGAGGGCUCUCAUUUCCAUGCACUCCUGACAACAUAUGAGAUUUGCCUGAAAGAUGCAGCAUUUCUAAAGUCCUUUAACUGGGCUGCCUUGGUUGUAGAUGAAGCUCACAGACUGAAAAAUCAAAAUUCUCUGCUUUACAAGACACUUUCUGAGUUCUCAGUAGGCUUCAGCCUGUUACUCACGGGCACUCCAGUCCAGAACAGCCUCCAGGAGCUGUACUCCUUACUCAGUUUUAUUGAGCCUGACAUCUUUCCUAGGGAACAAGUGAAAGAGUUUGUUGAGUAUUACCAAGUUAUUGAAAAGGAGAGUGAGCCAGCCAAAGAAUUGCACAGUCUCCUGCAGCCGUUUCUGCUUCGGAGAGUCAAAUCUGAGGUGGCUGCAGAGCUGCCAAAGAAGGUGGAAGUGGUUCUGUACCAUGGAAUGUCAGCUCUGCAGAAGAAGUACUACAAAGCCAUUUUGACAAAAGAUUUAGAUGCAUUUGAAAAUGAAACAGGAAGAAAGGUUACACUCCAGAAUGUCUUAAUUCAGCUUCGAAAGUGUGUUGCCCACCCGUACCUCUUUAAUGGAGUUGAACCAGAACCCUUUGAGAUUGGAGAGCAUAUUGUUGAAGCCAGUGGCAAGAUGUGCUUGUUGGAUAAACUCCUUUCGUUCUUGUAUCAUGGUGGCCACCGUGUGUUGCUYUUUUCUCAGAUGACUCAACUGCUUGAUAUCCUGCAGGACUACAUGGACUAUCGAGGCUACAGCUACGAGCGGCUGGACGGCUCUGUGAGAGGGGAGGAGAGACACCUUGCCAUCAAGAACUUUGGUCAGCAGCCCAUCUUUAUCUUCCUGUUGAGCACCAGAGCAGGUGGAGUUGGCAUGAAUCUCACAGCAGCAGAUACAGUUAUUUUCACUGACAGUGAUUUUAACCCACAAAAUGACUUGCAAGCAAUAGCAAGAGCUCACCGGAUUGGGCAGCACAGGCCUGUAAAAAUUAUCCGCUUGAUUGGGCGAGAUACAAUAGAAGAAAUAAUCUAUCGAAGAGCUGCCUCUAAGCUCAGGCUGACCAAUGCCAUUGUAGAAGGAGGUCAGUUUGCUUUGGGAGCACCCAAGCCUCAGGGAGCAGCAGAGUUUCAGCUGAGUGAAAUCUUGAAAUUUGGCCUGGAUAAAUUGCUCUCCUCUGAGGGGAGUACUGUACAGGAUGUGGAGCUAGAAAACAUCCUUGGUGAGACAAAAGGAGGACAGUGGAUAAUGGACCUUGUGCUGCCACAGGAAGAAGAGAAUGAAGAGGAGGAUACAGAGAAUCACAUGUACGUGUAUGAAGGCAAAGAUUAUUCCAAAGAACCCAGCAGAGAAGACAAAAAAGCAUUUGAUCAGCUUUUGGAUCUUCAGAAGGCAUUGAUUGAAGAGACCAGUAAGGAAGGGAGAGCUCUCCGGAACAAAGCAAAUGCCCUUCUCACAGGCCUUCGGGAACAAUCRGCCAGGAGGAAGCACUUGCUGAGUGAAGAGGAGCUGGAGGCCAGGAGGAAGAAGCGCCAAGAAGCAGCAGCAAAGAGAGCAAGGCUCAUGGAGGAAAAGAAGGCAGCAAAAGCAGAGGCAGAACACAAGAAAAAGAUGGCCUGGUGGAAGGCCAAUSAUUACGAAUCUACCUGCCUUCCUUCAGAGGAAAGUGGCUCUGAGGAAGAGUUUGAGGAGGAUGAGUUGGGRCAGAAUGUGGAUUUAGAUUACAAAGAUGCAGACCAGAACUAUAUCAAGUACGUCAUGGGAGAUGUAACCCACCCCCAAGCAGAAGAGGAAGAUGCCAUCAUUGUCCAUUGCCUAGACGACUCCGGCCGCUGGGGAAGGGGUGGUUUAUUCACUGCUCUAGAAGCUCGUUCUGAUCAGCCAAGGAAAAUAUAUGAGAUGGCAGGAAAGAUGAAAGACCUGGAGUUAGGAGGAACCCUGCUAUUCCCUAUUGAUGAUAAAAAAUCAAGGAAAAAAGGACAAGAUUUGUUGGCCUUGAUUGUAGCUCAGCACCGGGAUCGGUCCAACAACUUGUCUGGCAUUAAGCUGUCAGCUUUGGAAAAGGGCCUGAAGAAGAUUUAUUUAGCAGCCAAGAAAAGGAAUGCCACAGUGCAUCUUCCACGGAUUGGGUAUGCAACAAAAGGGUUCAACUGGUACGGCACCGAGCGGCUCAUCCGAAAGCACCUGGCAGCACGGGGUGUCCCCACUCUUAUAUAUUACUUCUCUAGGAACAAAGGUUCUUCCUCUGCUUCACAGCUGUAUUCAUCUUCAACAACAGUCUCAAAGCCAUGAAGAUGCAGUAAUUUCACUAAGAACAUGCAGAAAAAAAGUGACCAUCACACAGGCAGUCCAUGGGCAUUGAAAUCAGAAACAUGGCUUGUGCAGCCAUUAUUCAMACCUGUACCUCUCUGCUGUGACUGGCCCUAACAUUUGCAUGUUGUGAGUUGCUCCAGAGUGGAAUGAGACUCCAUCUGGCUUCAGAGUCCAAAGAGGAAGGAUGUUGGCUCARUCCCAGAUCUGUUUCAGAGAUGGAAAAUUAAACUUUUAACUGAU